This is a messenger RNA of Solanum tuberosum (potato), 1094 nucleotides long. Its product is annotated as TMV resistance protein N-like. Gene Ontology annotation, biological process: defense response. NCBI's taxonomy places the organism in Eukaryota, Viridiplantae, Streptophyta, Magnoliopsida, Solanales, Solanaceae. The record is from RefSeq and is a predicted model, not a curated record. The transcript is spliced from 3 exons. The coding region runs from base 19 to 798 and encodes 259 amino acids.
CAAAAGAUAUUUCUAGAUAUGCCAUGUUUCUUCCGAGGAUAUAGAAAAAAUAGAGUCAUGCAAAUCCUUGAGAGCUGUGAUUUUGAAGCUGAAUACGGAUUGGAUGUCCUAAUUGACAAAUCUCUUGUGUUCAUCUUUGAAACUGAUACGAUAGAAAUGCAUGACUUGAUGCAAGAUAUGGGUAGAUAUGUGGUAAAAUUGCAAAAAGAUUCAGGUGAACCUAGUAGACUAUGGAAUGCUAAAGAUUUCAACGAAGUGAUGGUCAACAAUACGGGGACCAUGGCAAUGGAAGUAAUCUGGUUUACUUAUUUUGAACAAAUAUACUUAAACAAAGAGGCAAUGGAAAAUAUGAAAAAGCUUAGAAUAUUAUACCUAGAUGAUGGUAGGCCGCACCGCUUGGCUUCACCCCCCUCUGAUAUUGAUUCGAAACACAUUCCCAACGGCUCCAUUGAGUGCUUGUCCAACAACUUGCGGUGGGUUUUCUGGAAGCACUAUCCUUGGGAGUCAUUAUCAGAAAAAUUUAAACCUCAAAGGCUUGUUCAUCUCAAUCUCAGUCGGAGUUUGUUGCAUGAUUUAUGGACAAAAAGAAAGAUCUUAUCUUGUAAUUGUGAAUUCUUUCCUUCUCCAUCGCAUCAUCAGGUACAUAAUAUAUAUGAUAGUCAUAUCAUUGGAAUUAUGCUUAGUCAUGAAGAAGGUAAACAUUUAUUAGGCCAAUUCACUAGGAAUAUUUUUAGUUUGUUAAGAUGUAUCUCAUUAGGAAAUAUAGAGAACUUGUAUUGUUUGAGAUCCAUAAAUUAGUACUAGAAUGAAAUGGGUCCAAAUAGAGUGAAAAGAAUAGUGAAAAUGCAUAUGCCAACUCUAAAAAACAUGUAAUUGAGGUAUGGUUGUAAUUGGAUUAAAAAGAGUAAUAAAAGUAGAUGGAUCGUUGUUGCCGAUAAGUAACUGCUAACAAAUUGAUGUACAAACAUUAUGAGUUUUGUCAUCUAUAUUAUAUUGUUACAUUCUAUAGGGUUUGACCAAAUGAUAGCAGAAGCUUUCACUAGAAAACAAAGUAAAGCUUAAUGUUGACCAAACAACAUGAUCUGAACUUACGU